AUGUCAAGUUCUGAUGUACCGUUGACUCCGUCGUUAUCAUGGCGCGUCAUUUCUAGCUCAAUUAUGGGAUUGACCGGUGUCAUUUGUCGAGGAUUCUUAUACGGAAUGAAUUAUAUAGAAGUAAUUGGACUGGAAAGAUUUUUGGAAAAGUUAGACAGACGAUCUAACAUAGAAGGCAGAGAAAGAGGUUUAAUAACUGUCUCCAACCAUGUCAGCGUGAUAGACGAUCCCCUAAUCUGGGGCGUUCUUCCAAUCUCUUACGCCUUCAAUCCUUCAAAUCACCGAUGGAGUCUGGGAAGUUAUGAUAUCUGCUUCCAAAGCAGAAUUCUUGCGACAUUCUUUAGCUAUGGCCAGGUCCUUCCAACCCAUCGCAAUACGUACUCAAUUCACGGGGGCCUUUUUCAGCCAGUAAUGUCCCAAGCCAUUCGACUGCUUUCAGCUCAGCCAUUUAUAAGGACGGCCUCCUGUACACUCGAUACAUUUGACCCUUUUGUAUCUGGUAAUAUGACUUACUCCACGACUGAAUCUGACGUAUACUUUUCCCCAGCCUUUUAUCAGUCCCGCAAACACUCGUGGAUUCAUAUAUUUCCAGAAGGUCGAGUUCAUCAACAUCCAUCAAGCUCACUCCGGUAUUUUAAAUGGGGUAUAUCACGUCUUAUUCUUGAGUCUGAACCAUUGCCAGAAGUCGUUCCAAUUUUUAUUGACGGGAAUCAAAAUAUUAUGCACGAAAACCGCGAAUUUCCCGAAUUCCUACCCAGAAUUGGGAAGCGUGUCACUAUCGCUUUUGGUGAGACGAUUGAUGGCGAAAGAAUAUUUGGAGAUCUGAGGCAUAAAUGGAAGCAAUUAGUCCAGCAACAAAAGGAAGAGCUGCAAAGAAAAGGACUUGAGACCAAAUGGGAGCUAGGAUAUCUCAAUGAAGAACUCAAGUACGGCGGGGAAGCUGUCGCUAUACGAAAAGAAGUCACCCUAAGAGUACGAAAUGAGGUCCUAAAAGUCAGGCGUAACUUGGGUUACCCAGAUGAAGACCCUAGCCUGAGCCUACCUGAAACAUGGACCGUCAAAUAA
Molecule: messenger RNA, 1065 nt
Organism: Blumeria graminis f. sp. triticale
Lineage: Eukaryota; Fungi; Ascomycota; Leotiomycetes; Helotiales; Erysiphaceae
Source: the annotation of a GenBank genome assembly